AUGUUCCGUCGGCUGUUUGCAGACAAGCCGCCGUUCGAGACCAGCGGCGAGCAGCACAUUUACGAGAAGCUGCACAGGGAGCUUAAACCGACAAAGCUUACGGUGAAGGACUCGUCUGGAGGUUGUGGCUCAAUGUAUGUUGUUGAGAUCGAGGCUGAGUGCUUCCGUGGGAAGAAUCGGGUUAAUCAGACAAAGAUGGUCAAUGGGUUGUUGAAGGAAGAGCUGAAGGAAAUGCAUGGCUUGCGCGUGCUGUGCAGUGUUCCUUUGGAGUAA
Kickxella alabastrina is the source of this 273-nucleotide messenger RNA. RefSeq names its product bola protein. The record is from RefSeq and is a predicted model, not a curated record. The transcript has a single exon. Lineage: Eukaryota; Fungi; Kickxellomycota; Kickxellomycetes; Kickxellales; Kickxellaceae. The coding region runs from base 1 to 273 and encodes 90 amino acids.